Perca flavescens (yellow perch) is the source of this 2964-nucleotide messenger RNA. RefSeq names its product annexin A11b (gene anxa11b). The record is from RefSeq and is a predicted model, not a curated record. The transcript has 15 exons. Gene Ontology annotation, biological process: phagocytosis; cytokinetic process. The coding region runs from base 103 to 1641 and encodes 512 amino acids. Gene Ontology annotation, molecular function: phosphatidylserine binding; calcium-dependent phospholipid binding; calcium ion binding. Lineage: Eukaryota; Metazoa; Chordata; Actinopteri; Perciformes; Percidae. Gene Ontology annotation, cellular component: cytoplasm; plasma membrane; nucleus.
GCGGGCGGCGGGGGCUACUCCUACUCCCGCUACUAACUCUCUCUGCUGCUCUCUAGCAAGUCUCUUCCUGGAUUUGAAGUCCAUAGCUGAUACGUUCUGAAGAUGAGCUACCCAGGAUACCCUCCUCAGUCCGGUGGAUACCCACAACAGCCAGGGGGUUACCCAUCUCAACCAGGGGCAUAUCCACCCCAAGCAGGCGGCUACCCUCCAGCAGCAGGCGGCUACCCUCCAGCAGCCGGGGGCUACCCUCCAGCAGCAGGAGGCUACCCCCCACAGGCAGGCGGAUACCCACCUCAGGCUGGCGGCUACCCUCCCGCAGCAGGAGGCUACCCCCCACAGGCAGGCGGCUACCCACCUCAGGCUGGUGGUUACCCUCCUGCAGCAGGCGGUUACCCUCCCCAGGCUGGUGGUUACCCUGCCCCAGCUGGAGGCUUCCCUCCCCAGGCAGGAGGAUACCCAGCACAGUCUGGAGCAGGAGGCUAUCCCUCCAUGCCUCCAGGAGGUGGAGGCUGGGGUGCAGCACCAGGCGGCCAUGGAGUGCCAGGAGGAGCUCAGCAGGGAUACCCAGGGGGCCCCGCCCCAGGCCAACCCAUGCCAAAUUACCCAGGAGCCCCCGCGACUAACCCCUCAAUGCCUGGAUAUGGAGGUGGAGCUCCGUCCAACCCUCAGGCACCUGCCAUUUCUCAAGGAUACAGGGGUUCUAUUAAAGACUUUCCAGGAGCUGAUCCACUGAGGGAUGUUGAGGUUCUUCGAAAAGCUAUGAAGGGUUUUGGCACUGAUGAAAAAGCCAUUAUUGAACUUCUGGGAAGUCGUACCAACAAGCAGAGGGUUCCAAUGGUAGCAGCGUACAAAACAACUUAUGGGAAGGAUUUAUGCAAAGAUCUGAAGUCUGAGCUCACUGGAAACUUUGAGAAACUUGUUCUUGCUAUGAUGAAGAGCCCUUCACACUUUGAUGCAUCUGAACUCCGAGAGGCUAUAAAGGGUGCAGGAACUGAUGAAGCUUGUCUGAUUGAGAUUCUUUCAUCACGCUCCAAUGCAGAAAUUCGGGAAAUCACCAGAAUCUACAAAGCUGAGUACGGGAAGAGCCUGGAGGAUGCCAUCAGCAGCGACACCUCCGGUCACUUCCGCAGACUUCUGAUCUCUCUCUCUCAGGGUAAUCGUGACGAAAGGGAAGUGGUUGAUGUUGCCAUGGCCAAACAGGACGCUCAGAAACUGUAUGCUGCUGGGGAAAAUAAAGUAGGAACUGAUGAGUCUCAGUUCAAUGCCAUCCUGUGUGCUCGCAGCAAGCCUCACCUUCGAGCAGUCUUCCAGGAGUACCAGCAGAUGUGUGGGAGAGACAUUGAGAAGAGCAUCUGCAGGGAAAUGUCUGGCAAUGUGGAGUCUGGCAUGGUGGCUGUGGUGAAAUGCAUCAGGAACACCCCUACCUACUUUGCAGAAAGGCUCAACAAGGCCAUGAAGGGAGCAGGGACCAAGGACACAACCCUCAUCCGCAUCAUGGUGUCCCGCUCUGAGGUAGAUAUGUUGGACAUCAGACAGGCGUAUGUGAAGGCUUACGGAAAAUCACUGUACACUGACAUCUCAGGUGAUACCUCCGGGGAUUACCAGAAGCUGCUGUUGAAGCUGUGUGGAGGUAACGACUAAAAGAAAAGGAAGAUGACCCUUCAUAAGGACAAAAUAUAUGUCCACACUAAAAUCAUUGUUUUAGGACCAUAUAUCACCUCUGAUGCAUGCAGUUGAAGUUAGUUUUCCUAUGAAAACAGCCAAUCAUUAUUUUUACUUUUGUAUUCUCUUUAGUGUCAUGAUAGAUUAAUAUUUAGCUACUGUAUGUAGUAGAUGAUUGCCAAAAAGUAAAUAUAUAUUAAUAAGAAGAUUUUUUUUUAAAGACACAGUCAAUAGCUUUGUCAUUAUUGGGUAAAAGGUGGGGUCUUGAAGCAAAAAGUGGGUGCCUGAAAAUAUCCUACUUGAUAAAGAAAUUAACUAUACUAACUAUAUUAUAGAAUAGUAUUUAAAAUGGCCAAAAAAUUGCUAAACUGUAAUUAUCAUUAAAGAAACUUUAUUUGGAAGAACAAUAGUUUAAGAAAAAUUGAAGAAGUAAGACAAGGCGAGUGUCUCAUUUAUCUACUAUACAAAGUACAUAUAUAGGGAAAUAUUUAGCACAUGCAUUACUUCUGUGUUACUGAGGUGAUGUGUACCUCACCGCCAAGAAUUUCAACUGUGUACAAGUUAAUAUGUAAUGUAAAAUAUAUACUGAGACUAAGUUUCAGCAAAUUACGCAUUACUUAAUUUCACCCAGCAUAUAUAUGACCAUUUAAUGCUUGUUAAACGUGCCACAAUUAAAUUCCAGGUAAUUAGUGAAUGUAAGAAGUAAUCUGCAACAAAAAGGCAUCUCUCUAUUUUCAGCGUCCAUGUUAUCUAACCAGAAUUUUACUCCUGCUUGCAACUCUAUGCAAAUUAGCUUUUCACAUUAUAUCCUCUAUAUCAGCUUUACAAAACUCUUCUGUGUUCUUGAAAUGUAAACUUUUUCCAAUCAUUGUUCAACAUGUGCAGACAAUGUUGCCUUUUUCCUGAAUGCUGAAAAGCCAAAGCCUAAAGACAAAUUAUGUUGUGCCUUGUGGUUUAUCUUGCAAACAAUAUAUAAUUAUACUUGCACAGCUGCAGAAAUGUAAUCAUUUACAUUGUUUAGUUGCCAAUAUUUUGUUUACAUAUUUUAAUAGUCCUUUACUGGUUUUUAUGUUUUACUGCCUGUAGAGGGCUCUUGAUUCUGCUGCCAGUUUGGCUUUAAGCUGAAUAUCUGUUGCACUAACUCUACUUUACAAUCAUACUUUUAACAUAAUGAUGGUUAAAAUUCAACUGAUGCCUUUUUAAUGUUCUAACAAAUUGCCAUGUCAUAGUCCCAGUCUCUUGAGACUUACAAACAGCCACUUUUCAUUUAAAUAAAAUAAAAAACAACAACAUUUUGGCAUA